UAUGGAAUGUACAUGUACACGUCAACGAUUUAUCCUGUAUUUUUUUUUUCCUGACCUUAAAAAACAAUAAUAAUCUUGUCAAUAAUUUUUAUAAACAUUCAAAGUAAAAUAGCAGUGUCAUUAAAGUGAGCACAAUUAUUUCAAUAUAAUCUAUUUUAUUGCUCAGCAGUUGGUUUACAGAGAUGUAAUAUGAGCAAUGAGCUGGUUUGAUGCAUCAGGAUUCGCCAGUUUGGCAAAAUCAGCUUUAAAAGAAGCUCAAAAAACAAUUGACAAAGCAUUGGAUAUUAAAGAAGAAGAACAAAAAGCAACAGAAAAUCGUAUGAUUGAUGAGACAAAUUUUUUUGCAUCAUUUGGUCUAAAAAAUGAUUCAAAAACAAACAAUGAACAACCAAUUUCAUCAACAUCAACAACAAAACAAGAUACAAGUGUAUGGGGAAGUUUUACUGGUUCAUUUUUUGAAACUCAAAAUGCUGAAAUUAAAUUAUCAAAACGUUCUGGAUCACUUGAUGAAAAACUUGAAAAUACAAUAUCAUCAAAUUCAUUAUCACAAUCAAUUUCUUUACCAGAAAAAUUCAUUAAAAAUGAUAAUAUAUUACAAGAAAUUAAAACAAAUAAUGACAAUGAUUUAUUAAAUAAAUUAAAAAAUAUAUAUCCUACUGAAAAACAAUUAAAAUUAGAUAAUAAAUUAAAUGAAAAACAAGAUGAUGAUGGUGAUGAUAAUAAAAUAAUUAAUAGAGUAUCAAUAAUAUCAACAGAAAGUGAUAAAAAAAGUUCUGAAAGUGUUGAAAUUCUUGGUUCAUGUUCACAAACAAAUACUGAUUGUACAACAACACCAGAUUCUGAUAUUAUUGUAUCAGAAUAUAAUGAUUCAUUAAGUACAUCAGCAAUUGAAAAUAAAAAAAAUUCUGAAUCAGUUGAAAUAUUAUCAAAUAGUUUAUUAACAUCACCAAGUUCUGUUGAAGUAUUAGAGGAUGAUUCAAAAUUGGAGAGUCCAUUUUUAUCACCAAUUGAUGAUUAUAAAUCUCAUGAUAUUGAGCCUGAUUCAGAAUCAUAUGUUUCAUCAUCAGACAUAUCACCAUAUGCAUCACCAAUGGUUGAAGAAAAAUCAUUAAUUAUUGAACAUAUUAAUGAAACAAAAGAAGAAGAAGAAGAAGAAUCAUCAUCUCGUAAACAAUUAAUCAAAACAAAUUUAAGUAUUGAUAAAAAUUUAAAUCAAAAUAUUGAUGAACUUGAUGAAAUAAGUCAAGCUGAAGAUUCUUAUACAUCUGCAUCUGAAAGUACAGUUGUCAUGACAAUUAUAGAAUCAUUUAAUCAACAAGAAACAAUUUUAGAAAAUCCAGAAAAUCAAAAUGUAUUUAAUUCAACUGAAAUAAAUAUUGUUGAUACACUUAAUGAUGUUAAACAAAAUUUACAUUUAUCAUUAGAGCCAAUAACAAAACAACCAAUACAAAAAAAUGAAUGUUUAAAUGAUGAAAAUUUUAUUAAAAAUUCAACAACGACAAUUGAACCAAAAGAUAUAGAUUUACAUAAUAUAAAUCAAGUUAUGUUUACAGAUUCAAGCUGUGAAGGAACAAUAAUUGAAACAAGUUCUGAUGAUAAUAUAACAUAUAAACAAGAUUCUCCAAAUGAACAAGAUACUCCAUUAACAUCAAGUUCAUAUGUUAAAAAUAUGCUUGCUGAUGCAAUGGAUGUUGAUUGUGAAAGACAAGAUAUUGAUGUAACACAACGUGAAAAUUCACCAGUAUCAUUAGAGAGCCGUUCUGAUUUAGUUAAAAUUGGAUCAGAUCAUGCUAGUGGACAUACAAGUGGUGAUGAAUUAGAAACAACAACAACAUCAAGUGAUAUUGAAAUAAUAUCAAGUCCAAAUGGUGAUUCAAGUUCAACACAAUCACGACAAAGUCCAGCAAAUCUUCAUUCAAAUAAAGCUGGUGAUUUAUUAACAAAAGCAUUAAAAACACGUGGACAUUCACGUGAAUUAAGUGAAAUAAGUAUUGGAUCAGAUGCAGCAAGUCAUGAAAUUGAAAAAUUAUUAAAACGUAUACAUGAAAUGAAUGAAAUACUUGAAGUUAGAGAAUCAAAAUUAAUUGAUGUUAGUAGAAUGAAUAUGGAAUUACAUGAACAAAAUAAUAAUUUAAAAAUACAAAUUGAUAAUUGGGAAAAACGUGGACAAAAACAUCAAGAUUUACAUUUAAUUAAUGAUGAUUAUACACAAAGAAUGUCAGCAUUAGAAAAAAAAUUUCAACAAACAAUACGUGAACGUGAUUUACUUAAAGAACAAUUAGAGCUAUUAAAAAAAGAAAUAACAUCACAAUCAUUAAUUGUUAAUGAUGAAAAAGAUGAAUUAAUAAAACAAUUACGUAUUGAAGGUGAAAAAUUAAGUAAACAACAAUUACAACAUUCAAAUAUUAUUAAAAAAUUACGUAAUAAAGAAAAAGAUAAUGAUUUAAUUAUUAAAAAUCAAAAUGAACAAAUUGAAGAACAAAAUUGUGAAUUAGAACGUCUUAAACGUUCAUUAAAUGCCAAAGAUGAUGUUGAACGUAAUCAAAUUGAAGCUGUACAUACAUUAACAGCUAAAGUUAAAAAACAAGAUAAAGAAAUUUCAUUAUUACAAGAUAAAUUAACAACAACAACUGAAAAAAUGAAUGUAUAUAAAACAAGUAUUGAUGCUGCUAAAGUUGAACUUAUUGAGACAAAAUUAAAUUUAAAUAAAACUGAAAAAAAAUUAAAACAAGCACUUGAUAAUGCUGGUGAAUCAUGUGAAUUAAUGUCACAAGUUGAAGAUUUAAAAAUUAAAUUACGUUCAUCUGAAGAAGAACAUGUUAAACAUGUUGAUUUAUUAAAACAAGAAAAUAAUGAUUUAUUAAUUAGACUUGAAUCUGCUGAAGCUAGAAAUGAAGAAUUAUCACAAUCAAUAACAACAACAACAAAACCAUUACUUCGUCAAUUAGAACAAUUACAAAAUAACCUUUCACAUAAAACAAAUACAUAUAUGAAACAAGAAAAAAUUAUGACAGAAAAAAUUGAUCAGUUACAAGCUAAAUUAGAAAAUACAAUUGCAACUGAUAGAACAAUUAUUGAAGAAAAUUUAAAUUUAAAAACAAAAUUAACAAAAAUUGAAUCACAAUUUAAAAAAAAAGAAUUAGAUUUAAUUAAUAUACAAAAUGAAUCUUGUUGUUUGAAAAAAGAUAAUGAAAAAUUGUUAAAUAAAAUUAAAGAACUUGAAGAAAAUAUUAAAAUACUUGAAGAAUCACAUAGACAAGAAGUUAAAUUAUUAAAACGUGAAAUUGAAUCACUUGGUGAUAAAUUAUCUAUUGAAAAAGCAGCAAUUGAUGCUGAAAAAAGAAAAAAUCAUUCAGUAUUAGAUCAACAACAACAACAGCAUCAACAACAACUGCAACAGCAGCAGAGUAUUGUUGAUGAUCCAAGAAUAAGUCCAACUUCAAGUGUCAGAAGAGAUUCAAUUAGUAGUACAAAUAGUGUCUGGUUAGCUUUCAAUGAUUCAAUGUUUGAUACGAGCUCAGGUCGUUUACCAAGUGUUUAUGAUGGUCUUAGAAAUAGUGGUAAUACAACAUCAACUAUUGAAACACUUCAAGCACAAUUAAAAUCACGUGAAGGUGAAAUACAAAUGCUUCAGUGGGAAAUUUCACGACGAAAUAAUGAACGUGAUGCACUAAAUAUAGAAUUAUCAAAUUUAUCAAUGAAAGUAGAUGAGCUAUCAAUUAAAUUAACAAAAGUUGAAGCAUUAAAUGAAAAUUUAAAUGAAAUACAAACUAGAUAUGAUGCUUUGCUACAAAUGUAUGGUGAAAAAGUUGAAGAAAAUGAAGAAUUACGACUUGAUCUUGAGGAUGUUAAAGAAAUGUAUAAAAGUCAAAUUGAUCAGCUGUUAAAACGUGGUGCCACUUGAAAUUUUUUUAAAUAAAAUUUUUAUUGUUAUUAUUAUUUUAAUUGGUAUUUUCGAGUGCAAUAAAAUGGCUUUAUGUCGCAGGCCGGCACAUUUUAUUUUGAACUUUAUAAAUUUUAAUUAGAGAUAUUUAAUUUUUUUCUUUUGAGGAGAGACUGAUAUGAGGUGAUUUGUAUGUAAAAAUAAUUAGUAUUCUUUUGCAAUUAUUAUUUAAUUUUGUGUAUUAAAAUUUAAAUAAUUUUUAUCCAUAUUGAGAAGGAUAUUUGAAAAAAGAAAUUAGAUAAAAAUUGUAACAUAAAGAGAAGGAAAAAAAAAAUUAUUACUAUUUUUUAAUGGUAAUAAUUAGUCAAGUCAUGUAUAUUUUAGAUAAUAAUUUUAUUAUUUAUGUUUUUAAUUCUUUUAUUCAACCCAUCAAGAGAAGAAAAUGAAAAAUCAUCAAUUUGAUUUACAAUGAUAAAUUGUUUCUUUUUUUUUUUUUUUUUUGAAAAUAGAAAAUAUAAAUCAUUGUAAUAAAUAAACAAAAAUAUUCAUUAAAAAAGCAAUUUAAAAUUUUUAAUUAUUAAUUUAACAGUUUAAAUCGAAAGAAACGAAGAAUUUUUAGUUUUUAGAAAUUCAAAGGUUUUGAUUAUAGUAACAGAAAAUAAAUUUUUUCUUCUGAAAAAAAUUUGUUUAUCCAGUUAAUUAAACAGCUUGAUAUUUGAUUAAAAAUACUAAAAAUAACUGACCAAAUUAAUGACUUUUUGAAUGAAAAGAAAAAAAAAAAUUUCGAUUUUAUCAAACUACAAUUCUCUGAAAUAAAAAGUAACUAAUGAUCCUUUUUUUUUCAUAUCCAUAAAUAUUUUUAUUUGAAUUAUUCAAUGAUUUUUAAAAUGUCAAAAGAAUUAAUUUUCAACUUUUUUUUAAUUAAAUUUAUUUAUUAUUAUGAAUAUUAUUUGAAUGAACGUACAUGAUUAUUAAUAUUAAAUGUAUCUCCUGUAAAGCGUCCCUCGAGGCUUGCAUCAAUUUAACAAUUGUCCUUCAAAGACAAUGUCAACCCAAGAUGAUGUAACAAAUGUGCUAGCUGAGAUUGCUUGAAUUGAGGAUAAAAAAGUAAAAUAAAAAAUAUAUAUUUUGCGCUCAUACGUAAGUGAUAUACGUUAUGAUGACACGAUUGAUUACGAUUUAUCUUUCAUAAUCGUAUUUUAAUAUAACUGACUUUCUCAAGUUGAUAUAUGACAGUUGCCUCAGUGAAAAUACAAACACACAUGUUCUUGUGUGAUUACCAUAUCAUCCUGAAUUUCCAAUCGCUAAUCAUUAAAAUAAGCAAUUAUUCCAAUGUCACAUUGUUACUUGUUACUUGUUGAAUUAUUGUAUUUUACUUUUUUUAAUUUUUUUUUUCUGUUUCUGUUUCUGUUGUUGGUGUUUUUAUUAAAAAUCUGCUUUUUAUUUUUGUCAAUUUGGUACUUAUUAAAUCGAGUACCAAUUAAUUAAAUGAGGUCAAACCAUACGACGCGGUUGCGCCGGCAUCCGCGACGUUCACACCCACGGAGUCCAACCUUCGUACAAUAGAGCUAAAUUAUCAAAACUUUGGGCUUCACGUAUAACA
Molecule: messenger RNA, 5486 nt
Organism: Aphidius gifuensis
Lineage: Eukaryota; Metazoa; Arthropoda; Insecta; Hymenoptera; Braconidae
Gene: Tmf
Product: TATA element modulatory factor
Exons: 4
Coding region: 197-3904 (1235 amino acids)
Cellular component (GO): Golgi apparatus; endoplasmic reticulum
Source: RefSeq, a predicted model, not a curated record